This is a messenger RNA of Cuculus canorus (common cuckoo), 2160 nucleotides long. It is a transcript of the gene NUP85, whose product is annotated as nucleoporin 85. The transcript has 19 exons. Gene Ontology annotation, molecular function: structural constituent of nuclear pore. The coding region runs from base 102 to 2057 and encodes 651 amino acids. Gene Ontology annotation, cellular component: nuclear pore outer ring. The record is from RefSeq and is a predicted model, not a curated record. Lineage: Eukaryota; Metazoa; Chordata; Aves; Cuculiformes; Cuculidae. Gene Ontology annotation, biological process: protein import into nucleus; mRNA export from nucleus; positive regulation of DNA-templated transcription.
GACAGGCAGCGCGAGGACAGCCCGGGGGCCUUCGGAGCGGGGGCGGGGCGGGCAGCGGCGCGGGCAGCUCGGGGAUCUGCGGGGCGGAGCGCUGGGCCGCGAUGGAGGAACUGGACACGGAGCCACCGGUGGUGGUGGUGCCGGGCGCGGACCCGUCUGCCCGGCAGCUCUGCUUGGCCUGGGGCCCCGCUGAGGUGCUGCUGUGCGAGACCCGCUUCGGCCGCAGAGGGCCCGCGGAGGGGGGGCCCGGCCCCUCCCGCCUCUUCGUGCUCCGCAAGGAUCAGGACAUCUACAUCAAGAGUCUGCGGAAGCUCUUCAACGAGUCGCACGGGAUCUUCCUGGGCCUGCAGCGCAGCGAGGAGGAGCUGGCGGGCAAGACCAGGAAGGCGCAAUUGGUCCAAGUGAGCAAAAACUACCGGUCGGUGAUGAGGGCCUGCAUGGAGGACAUGCACCAGGCCGCCAUUUCCGCCCGGGACCCGGCCCUGCACAGCCAGUACAGCACCCAGGUUUCCAUUCUCUCUGCGAUGGAGCUGAUCUGGAACCUGUGUGAGAUUCUGUUUGUUGAAGCAGCUGCAGCUGGUCCCCUUCUGUUUCACCUCCUGGAGUGGGUUCGACUUCAUGUCUGUGAUGUGGACAGCAUGGUCCGUGAAGUUCUGAGCAGUGAAAACCCAUCAAAGCACGAGCUCUUCUGGAAUGCAGUGGACAUCUUUGUGCUGCAAGGCCGAAUGGAUGAAGCGCGGCACUUGCUCUCCAAGGAAGCCAGCGCCAAUCCUGCGUCGGUGAACAUGUACAGGAUCUUGGAUGACCUGAUGAAGAAGAUGCCAGUGCCCAGUCUCAGCAACACGCAGACGCUGACUGAGGUGGAGCUGAAGUGGCAGCACUGGCAUGAAGAAUGUCAGCGGUAUCUACAGGAUGGAACUUUUGCUUCCAAUUCCCGCAUGGAAUCCAUCUGCAAGGUCCUGCUGGGAGACGAGGAUGCCAUCCUGGAGAAGAAGGAGCUCAUGAGUACGUGGUACCACUUUCUGGUUACCCGGCUCCUGUAUUCCCACCCGACGGUGAAGCCAAUGGAGCUGCGCUUUUAUGCCCAGUCUAGUCUGGACCUGUUCCAGGGCGGAGAGAGCAGCCCGGAGCCUCUAGACACCAUCUUAAUGGCAGCCUUUGAAUUUGAGAUGCAUCAAGUGAUCAAGGAAUGCAGCAUCGCCCUGAGCAACUGGUGGUUUGUGGCUCACCUGACGGACCUGCUGGAUCACUGUAAACUCCUGCAGUCUCACAAUCUCUAUUUUGGUUCAAAUAUGCGUGAAUUCCUUCUGCUGGAGUACGCCUCGGGACUCUUCUCCCAUCACAGCCUGUGGCAGCUGGGGGUCAAUUACUUCGACCAUUGCCCAGAGUACGGCCGGGUGUACUUGGAGCUUCACAUCGAGCGGAUACCCCUGAACACGGAGCAGAAGGCCCUCAAAGUGCUGAGGAUAUGUGAGCAGAGACAGAUGCACGAACAAGUUCGCAGCAUCUGUAAGAUCAUGGCCAUGAAAGCUCUGCGGAACAACCGACUGGGCUCUGCCCUGUCCUGGAGCAUCAGAGCUAAGGACGCUGCUUUUGCUACGCUGAUAUCGGAUCGAUUCCUCAAGGACUAUUGCGAGAGGGGCUGCUUCUCUGACCUGGACCUCAUUGAUAACCUGGGGCCGUCUAUGCUGCUCAGCGACCGGCUGACAUUCCUUGGGAAGUACCGUGAGUUCCACCGGCUCUAUGGGGAGAAGCGCUUCGCCGAGGCCGCACGGCUGCUGCUGAUGCUGAUGACGGCUCACAUCGCGCCCUGCUCCUUCUGGAUGACGCUGCUGACAGACGCCCUUCCCCUGCUGGAGCAGAAGGAGAUCAUCUUCUCAGCCGAGCAGACGUAUGAGCUGAUGCGAUGCUUGGGAGACCUGACGGCAGGGAAGGCGGCUCAGCAGAAAUGCCAGGAUGACGACGUCGAGACCAUGAAAGUGGAAAUGCUGAGGUUGGCUCUUGCGCGCAACCUUGCACGGGUCAUUGUCAAAGAAGGCACACUGGAGGGGUCGUGAGGGGGGUGGGAGAGCUCUUGCUCUUCCCCCAGCCUCGAUGUACAUAAACCUGACCGCUUUUCUACGAGUAAACACCCUGUUUUGCACAUUGCUGGAGUUGUUC